AUGUCGAAAGUUAAGUUAGGCAUUAGAGUGCGGCCUUUCACAGAGAGGGAGCUUCGGUCCGACAAAGAGCGGACAAGGGUGGUGGACGUCGUCGAUGAUAAUACGGUCACAAUCACAAAUGUAAAAGUGAGUGUAUCUGGUGCGGGCGAUAGCAGGGCGCGUGUGCGCCGGUACUCCGCCGACUAUGCCUUCGAUAGCGCCUGUUUAACUACGCACCCCGCUUACGCUUCUCAAGAAAAGCUAUUUAUGCACAUUACUGUAGCCCACCUGAUGAUAGGUGGUGAUAAAGUCCAGACGCGAAGAUCACCUUGCCGGCUGCAGAAAUGCUCCUUCACGCCUCUUUUAAAGGACCCCAUUCAACACUUCUCGUACCUACUUAGUUUCUUGGAGAUCUACAACGAGAGAGUGCACGACCUUCUGGCGGGUGAAUCCGCCCCCAUCCCCUGUCAUUCGCUGCCCAGGCGCAGGGGGAAUGCGCGCAAGGAUCUCCGGGUUCGCGAACACCCUGGAAAAGGACCCUACGUACAAAAUCUCCGUAGGGUUGCGAUCCACAGCGUGGAAGCUUUGCUUGUUCUGCUGAACGAGGGGGCCAAACGUCGUCGCACUGCAGCCACCAGGCGGAACACUACUUCCUCCAGGUCUCAUGCCUUACUGGAGCUCGCCACUCACAACGCCACUCUACACCUCGCCGACUUAGCUGGCAGUGAGAAAGCGGGCUGGGAAGGUUGCGGCGGGAGGCAGAAGGAAGGCGCCAAUAUCAACAAGUCUCUGGUGGCAUUGAGCAAUGUCAUAUCAGCCCUGGUGAGUGGAGGCGGACGAGGCAGGUUUGUUCCGUACCGAGACUCUGCGCUCACUUGGCUGCUGAAGGAUUGCUUCACCGGUGGAGCCAACACUUUCAUCAUAGCAACUGUGUCACCGAGCGUUGCUUGUUACGGCGAGUCCGCAUCGACGCUCCGCUGGGCGGCGCGAGCGCGGCAACUUCCAGAUGCGCGCACAGUGGCUCCCUCCCCACUCACCCGCCCGCAGCUACUGGCGCAACACACGCGACUGCUGGCCGAGCUCGCCAGGAACUACAUCCAUUACGUUCCUGAAACUGGAAAACUAUCUUAUGAUGACAAUCAUUGGAAAUUGAACAAAAAAACGGAUAACUCUGAAUUGGAUCAAAAUAAAGCCGCCAACAUAGGGAACAUUAUGAAUUUAUUGCAAUCCAAAACUGAUACAAAAUCAGAAUCAACAGCUUCGUCGGCAGCAAGUGGAAGCUCGGAUGUAAUCAACAACCAUACAGAUAAGUUGCCAAAUACAGAUAUAGCCGAUGAAAUCACAAAAGAACUUGAUGAUAUGUUUGUACCUAAUUUGGAAAGAACUCAAAGUAUAAAUGAUUUAAAAAUUAUUGCUCCUCUAAGACAUAAACGCAGACAGUAUAAAUCUCAAGAAAUUUUACCAAUUGAUGAAACAGUUCUUAUGAAUCAGUCUAUUUCAAACGCAUUACCAGGACAUAGUGGAAUGCAACAAGUAAAUUAUUUGAAAAAUAAUACGGAUAAAUCAUUGGCUUCUCCAAUCUCAGUUCAUUAUGAUAAUAAUCAACGGGCAGAGAUAGUCGCAUCUGUUACGGAGAGACUAUACAAUAAAAUGAAAAAGAAAGAAGAGGCGGCUGCUUUAAAAAUGGAAUCUGUGAUAGAUAAGAAGAUUAUGGAGCCACUUAGCGAGUUAAGAAUUUGUACAAAUGCUCGUCAACGGCUUAUGGAGAUAAGUCAAAAAGCUCUUCGGAAUAAACGUAAAAUAGGUAUACCUGCACAUACUCAGACUCGCAAACUUGUGACCCGCGUUAGAGAUCAAGGCAUUGAUGUACAAACAGAUUUAGAGGCUUAUCUCCAAAAAAACAACCAUGAAUACAUUUUACGUUGUGAUGUUGCUACUGAAACAUUGCCUAUGACACCUAGGUGCAAGGAAGUAGCUGUUGGUUCCAAGUAUGGCAUGAUAAAUUUUAAUGAUAGAUCUACAAUUACGGAGGAAAAGAAGAUUGUUCAUAGAAGUUCUCUUGUGAUGACAGACGUUGUUAGGAAAUGUGACAGCUUUACACAAACACAUAUUGUACCACCUCCUAGAAGAAAGAGACGAGGGUGUUGUUGUAAAUGUUCCAAAACUAUAGGUAGUACACUGAAUGCAGACGAUAGCAAUGCUUCAAUUUUAAGUAUUAAUAUUUCGCAAUCUUAUCCCGUGGAUUCAGAAACGCAAAGUUCUGACGAUAAUUCAGAAAAUCAGGUUGUAAAUAAUGAGAAUCCGUCAUUGGUAAAUACGAAACCAGACUUACUGACUAAUCAUAGUACAUCUGAAUUGAAAUUGAACAUUAGAAAUAUUGAAGGAGAAACUAUUGUCACUAAAAAUUUUGUUGAGGAAGCAGACUUGGGAGCCAGAGACACGGAAAUAAAAACGAAUAAUGAUUUUUCUGAUUCAGACGAAUGUAGUUUACCCCGAGUAACUGUCGAAGAAACGAGAAAAAUUGACUCCCAUGAAAUAAAAGACAUGAUUUUAGGACGUAAUGAGAAUAUUUAUCCAUACAACAUAAUAUUGUCACCGCCACGAGACAGAGAUCAGUCAAAGAUAUUAGUUAAAUUUCAGGAUACUGAUGUUCCGAUGAGAUCCGUGGCCUUGCAAACUUCAUUGGAUGAAUGUGAUGAGAACGUGGUAAAUGCUUACACUAUUAAAGAUAGACAUAAAAGUCAUAGUGGUCGUACACGUACUGAUUCUAAUUCAACAGAAUCAAGUAAGGCAGAUUCUGAUACCUUUGUAUGGAAAAGAGGAUUUACAGACGAUAUUAACACGAAGCCAACGAGCACUCUAAGACGUAGCCACACCCCAGUAUAUAAAUCUAAAAGCUUUAAAAAUGAAAAAUCAAGCAACAAAUUACAUAAAGAGUUCAUUCGGCAAAAUCAGGAAAUAUAUACUGAUGAAUGUGAUUCUUUAUCAUCGAUAGAUAACAAUAAAGGAAUUACAUCGAGUGAUAGUACGGAGUCACGUGAUAUGUUUAGCCGGAGAAGAUGCUACUUGGAGAGCAUGUUAAAUAUUAAGCCUAACCAAGGUAAUUUCAGGAGCAUCGAACAAGAGUUAUUGAAUUCCUGCGAUAACUUAGAAAGAUCAGUGAAUAAAUACGAGAAGUAUGUUGCUAAAUAUCGAAAUACCAGUAAAGGCACUCAUAGGACUUGUUUAACGCGUACUCCUACUGAAUACUUACAGCAUUUGAUUCAACUGAGAAGGGAAGUAGUUAAGGGUGACUAUAAACUCGACAGUUCGACUAGGGCUUUGCCCAAAUAG
This is a messenger RNA of Chilo suppressalis (striped riceborer), 3312 nucleotides long. The record is from the annotation of a GenBank genome assembly. NCBI's taxonomy places the organism in Eukaryota, Metazoa, Arthropoda, Insecta, Lepidoptera, Crambidae.